CGCAGUGAUCCAUGUGACAGAGAAGGAACGUGACAAAAGGUGGCGGAGGGUGACGCCGCCACCACCGCGAUCGGAGCGUGAGUGUUUGCCCGGGCGAGCCGGGUGUCUGGUGCGAUACGUGCGCUCUUCUCUCGCUCACAUUCCACGUACGUACAUACAUAUCCGUACGUCUCGAGAUCGCGAUACAUGGUAAACGGAGAAGGAAGAGAGACUCUCGCCUCGCGUCGUGGAAGCGCGUCUCCCGCUCGAUUCUCUCGUGACAUUUCGCGCUCGCGGGGAAGAGAGACCCGGACGGGGAAGGACGAUCGCGGAAUGUGCGAAUUUACCGAGUGAGCGACUAUAUACAUGACGACGACGACGACGACGACGACGAGGACGGUCGACCGAGCGACGACGACGACCGAAAAGCAAGAGUUCCGCGAUACUUGUCUUACACGCCCAGCGGGACUGCUGCGUCACAUGGGCCGCGCUCAUUCGUCGAUACAGCCAGAUGACGUCACGAGCCGCGCGACUAUUGGCCUGCGAUACGGUGCCCGGACACGUGAAUCGUGGCCGAGCAAGCAUGGCAGUUUGAUGCGCAGUGGUUUUCAGCACUUGUAAAAUGCCACCGCCACGCGCCAGAUCGAUCAGGUUAUAACCCGCGUUUCGCCGCGCGCUCCGAAACGGUCGGUUCGUCGCGCGGACGUGAUCGCGGGCAUUUCCCUUCGCGUUGCUUCGCGGCAGCGGCUUCGUCAGCUGCUCGUACGAUUCGAUCCGUUCCGAGCCUAAGCGAAUCACGCGCGCUCCUGGAUGACAAAUAACGAAAACGUGCUCGGUCCAGGCACACGAGGAAGAAAGGAGAGUGAGUGAGACUUUGAAAAAAAAAGUGGGGAAACGAUUAUCGCCUGCUAGCUGCUGUGUACACUUUUAUCCGGUCAGUGUGCGAAUCACGGGGAACUUGUGCAUCCGGAUACAACGUUGUUCUAAUACAUUGUCAGACGCGGCGGACAGCGACAGGGAGAGAGCGGUGAGGGAAGCGUGGGUCGGGCUUACGACUUAGUCUUGCCAAUUCAUCGCCGGCGUCUGGAACCGGCGGCGGCUGCGGCGUCGGCGGCCGCCGUAACGCCGGCGGUUCGAUGCGGCGGAAUCAGCACGAGCAUUCGACGAGCGUUUGCGAGCAAGUCAGAGAGCCGGCGCAACAGCAGCAGAACCGUCACCACCUCCACCAUCACCACCAUAACAACAACAACAACAACAGUCAUCACAACCACAAUCAUCGCGCCCCCCUCCCUUCCACGUCCGUCGCGAGGGAACAGCACAUCGGCCACAGAAUGAGUCUGGAAACAUUGUUGCAAGCGGCCUAUUAUGUCGAACAGGAGGAGAAGAAGCGGGAGCGUCUUGCGAGUACUUCCUCCUCCUCCUCUUCCUCGGAUCAGCACUCGUUUGUGUCCGCGCCGCCCCACUCUAACCACACUUACGCCUCUUCUGAGCCACGUGGUGCUAAAUUUAAAAAAGAACGCACAGAGCCAGAUGAUCUCUUUUGUGAGGAGAAAAUGCUGAUUAUCGAUGAGGAGGAACCAUUGGAAAACAGCAGGACGAGUCAAUCGAUUGCAACACGAGAGAAUUCUGUGGUCUCUGGUACGCGAGUCACUGUGCCGUUAUCAACUGGAUCGAAUCCUGUUCAGCUGACUGCGCUUCACUCCACCUCUCAUCAUCAUCAUCAUCACCAUCACCAUCACCAUCAUCAUCAUUCGCAACAGCUGCAACAGCAACAACAACAACAACAGCAACAACAACAGCAGCAUAAUCACAGUGAUCAUCAUAAUACACACAAUCACUAUGUGGAGAAUCAUAAUCCGAAUCAAUCUCAGCAAAGUGUGGGCAACCUCGUGGUCGAUGUUGAAACGAAUCACGAAAAUAAAAAACAUCGGACUGGACCGUGCGUGAUCCGAUCUGGUACGAGGGAGGUACACAACAAGUUGGAGAAGAAUCGUAGGGCACAUCUCAAAGAAUGUUUUGAGCUUUUGAAGAAGCAGCUACCAUUGCAAGAUGAGAAGAAAUCUUCGAAUCUCUCUAUUCUUCAUGCGGCGAAUAAAUAUAUACGGACAUUAACGAAGAAAGACCAAGAUUAUGAGCACGAGAUGGAGAGACUCGCAAGAGAGAAAAUCGCGGCUCAACAAAAGUUAAUGGCAUUGAAGAAGGAACUCAAUGCGACUUGGGAUCAUAUCGACAUCAAUUCUCUUCUUCUGGAACAGAAUUCAGUGACGGACAUGACAACCGCCAAAAAUGAAAGUAUAGAAGUGGAUGUUGCCGGACUCCCACGAGGUGGUACGAGAUAUAGUAGCACAAGCAGUCUAAACAGCGUAACAACAGCUAGCUCACCGCAAACAUUGCAAUCCACUAGUACGACUUCCAAUAUGCAUAAUCAAGCCGCAAAUUCGGGUGCUGUCUGUCAAACGCAAGAUAUAAAUCUCGCACGAAGUUCCAGAGAAAGUCCGCCUGCAAAUUCGAUGCCUAGUGCAGCACCUACAUCUAGCAUUUCUGCUCCACAGGAAAAAGUUGCUACAUCCACAGCUAGUAUAGUGCAGCAAUCACAUCAGCUACAUCUGCCUAUCAGCGCCCAAAUGUUGAACACGAGUCAGGGUCUUGCAACUAUUGUACCGACUUUACAGCACAUCGGACCGGGGCUUAGGGUAGUGCCAAGUGAUACACGGCAGCUUUUGGUCGCUCAUACCACCGGCAAUAACGAACCUAGAUCGCUAACAUUAGCAGUUCAAAACUCCGCAGAUCAAUCUAGGCCACCGUUGAUCGCAGUACAAUCAAAUGCUGGAAAUGAGCCAAGGCCCGUGGCAUUGGUCGUUCAUUCGUCCACCGCCAAUGACAACAGAGUGACAUUUGUGCACUCUAAUCUGUCCAACAAUGACAGGCCACUGGCUUUGGCCAUGCAAUCGUCCGCGAGUGAUGUUAGACCUGUCACAUUCGUGCAUUCGGGGAAUGAAGGCCGACCAUUGGUCCUCGCUACGCAUUCUCCUGCGCUGAAUGUGUCAAAUACUCAAACGAGAAUAAGAACGGGUGACGCACAGACUACACAUAAAAUGGUUAGUGGCGUAACGCUGGUCGGGGGCAAUGGCUCGGAAUUAGCAAGACUUCCCGGUGGUGCGGAAUUGAAUAUACUUCCAGCAAAUGGAUUAACUUUAAGUCACGCAGGAGUGUCGCUUCAAACUACUGCGGGCAAAUCAGGCUCGACAAUGAUGCAGAACGCUUCGUCCACAGAAAGUAUAGCUCAUAUCGUCGGUCAACACACGCCUCUUUCCGGUUUGACUCCGAUCGUUACGCCGAUGACAGUUGUUUCUCAGGGUAAUCAGGUGACCGCUCACAUACUAGCACCGUCUAGCCUGGCGGGGAAGAUGAUUACCACUCCGAUCCUCAAGUCUGUAGGACAGAUGCCGCUCGUAAAUGCUCAGUACCUUAACACCACGACUUUAGUGAAACCUGUUGUUGUGGUAAGCUCGUCAACAUCAACGCUACCGUCGACAACGGCUUCCAGUACACAACCUCCGUCAACUUCAAACUCGACUGUCUGACGAUAUCAAGGAAAAACAAAAUUAAUCUGAUCGUGUUGGAAUAUUAAACUAUGGAUUGUCGAAAUUUUUGAUAAUCAGAAUUUUUAUGUUCUAAAGUAAAUAUAUUUUUUGUUAUUUGUUGAAAUUACGUAUUAACAAAAUUAGACACAAUAAAUGACCUAAAAUUAUAACUAUUGAGAUAAAAAAUGAGGUAAUUAAAGAAUCUUGAGCGGAAAAAGCCUUUAUCCAUUGUGCUAUUCCUAAUAUCGAAAUAGCCUUGCAUUUUAAAACUUUAAUUAUGUGAGGAUUGAAUUCAAGAUUUGAACUUUUCCGAAGAAGAAAUCGACUGAGAAAGUGUGAGAAAAAGACCUUGCUCAACUCAUGCAAUGUAUAUUUGUACAGUACCUUAGUUUUGUUAGGCAAAUUAGAUUAUUACAUAAAUUAAUAAAGUUCAAAGGGCUAAUUUAUGGCCAUAGUCCAAGUGUCCACAAUAAAAAAGCUUAUUACAGCAUGUUGAUAAAUUAACGCUUUUAAAACUCUUGGUCUCUAUAUUG
This is a messenger RNA of Camponotus floridanus (Florida carpenter ant), 4096 nucleotides long. Its product is annotated as max-binding protein MNT-like. NCBI's taxonomy places the organism in Eukaryota, Metazoa, Arthropoda, Insecta, Hymenoptera, Formicidae. The transcript has 10 exons. Bases 1116 to 3563 code for a protein of 815 amino acids. The record is from RefSeq and is a predicted model, not a curated record. Gene Ontology annotation, molecular function: RNA polymerase II cis-regulatory region sequence-specific DNA binding; DNA-binding transcription factor activity, RNA polymerase II-specific; protein dimerization activity. Gene Ontology annotation, biological process: regulation of transcription by RNA polymerase II.